AUGAGCAUGCAAUCUUUCGAAGUCUCAUUCAGAGAUGAAGAAGCAGUAGAUAAGCAAGAAAAGCCGAAGAAUAUCCUUCUUGGUAUUGUCUUCACAAUCUUGGCUUUAUGAGGAGGAGCUUCUAUCUUACCCUUAGCUGAUGAAUAUAAAGAAGUUAAUAUUCUUUUGAGAACAGUCUGGAGAUGGCAGAUUAUAGUUAUCUACUGAUUGCCUUGUGGGUUAUACUUCUUGUAUCUCAACAGGAAAUCUAUUGAUACAAAGAAGAUAUUUUCCAGAGAUACUUAUUUGGAAUUUUUAGCCCAUGCAUUGUUGUGGACAGUUGCAUCCACUUUUUAUCUAUGGAGUUCAGAUUUUACACUGGUAUCUCAUACUGCCCUCCUCUCUAAUAUGGGAGGUGUGUUCAUUGUGAUGGUUAAUCUUCUGAGAUUAGCUCCAGUGCAUCGUUUGGAGAUUUAUGGUACAAUAGUAGUCGUAAUAUUUGCAAUCAUUUUUAUGAAUGAUAGUUCUUCCACCAAAACAAAUGGGCAAACAAAUAUUCUUUUAGGGGAUAUCAUGGCUUUGGCCACUACUCCUUUAUAUGCUAUGUAUUACAUUGUCAGUGCAAGACUUCUUAAGAAGCUUCCAACAAUGGUUAUUCUUGAAGUAAGCUUUGUAUUCCAGCUAAUUAUUUACUUUGUUUUCUACAUUUGUGUCAUGGAUACUGACAAAUUUUAUUCUUUUGACCCUCAUUUUGGAAUGUUUGGGUGGGCUUCUGACACUUAUCUGGUAUUCUCACUUGUUUUUGUUGGAACAUUCUCAUGAUUGUUAGGAGUUGGAGGCUAUGUGUUCACUCUGAACUUCUUCCCACCACAUAUUGUUGGGAGCAUAUUUCUCCUAGAACCUGCUUUUUCUCAAAGCUUAUCAUGCAUACUCGGCCAAGACAACAUGCCUGGCAUAAUCACAUAUCUUGGAGCUCUCGGAAUCACAGUUGGAUUAGGAAUAUCAAUCAAGGGAGACUUACUGAGACAAAAAGAGACACUCCCAAAGCCCCAGGCCAAGAAUCUGCCUAAAAAACUCGAUGAAGAGGAAUCCUUUCAUUCCUCUCUCAUCGUCACCCCAGAAUCCAACCAAUAACCCUUCAAAAUACCAUAAAAAUUCCCUCUAAACUCCAUCUGUCC
Molecule: messenger RNA, 1157 nt
Organism: Moneuplotes crassus
Lineage: Eukaryota; Ciliophora; Spirotrichea; Euplotida; Euplotidae
Source: the annotation of a GenBank genome assembly